UCCAUUUGCGGUCGUUACAAAUUGCAUUCGAGAGGAUGCGUCAUAAUGAUAAUCAGAAAAUGUUGAUCAGGUUAUUUUAGAAAGAAGAAAAAUCUUUGAACCGAAGGAAAUGGAGAGUGAAAGUACAAGCACUGCGUCCACCAGUGACAGCAUGGAACAGUCGGUCGGAGGAGAACCCGGAACGGUGACCGAAUCCCUUAGAGCGAUGUUUAACAACGGCGAAAUGUCGGACAUCUCCUUCAAGUUUCCGAACGAGUCGGACGAGGAAAAAUCCGUCUUAAGGGCACACAAACUGAUCCUUGCUAUCCGGAGUCCAGUUUUUAAAGCCAUGUUCUACGGUACCCUCCAGGAAGUGGGUCAGGACGUGAAUAUUGAGGACAUCUCCUACGACAUCUUCAGAACUCUGCUCAGGUUCAUCUACACGGAUAAAAUAAAGCUUGAAGGUGACACAGUUAUUCCAACUUUACAUGCCGCACAAAAAUAUCAGAUCCCUGCCUUGGUAAAUCAAUGCCAGUCUUUUCUGGAAGCGGCGGUCGAUAGUGACAAUGCCUGCGUUAUAUUUAGUCAAGCCAAGUUGUUCGAUCUGAAAGAACUAGAAACAAAUGUACUCAGAUUCAUAGAGUUCAACACGACAGAAUGCUUACAAUCAGAUGGCUUUCUGUCUCUCAGUAAGGAUAACUUGCGAGAAGUCCUGAAGAAUGGGAAGUUUUGUACCUCGGAAGAAAACCUUGUCAAAGCCACCCUUCGGUGGGCAGAGGAAGAAUGUAAGCGAAGAGAAAUGGAGCCUACCGGAGAAAACAUGAGAAAAUCGCUCGGAGACAGUCUUUACUUGCUCAGAGUACCUUUACUUUCAUUAGAAACUUUUUCUAGUCUACUUGUUGCUACUGAGGUCUUAGAUGAAAAGGAACAGCUAGAUUUAUACAAGUAUUUCACGCUGCAUAAAUUCGAAGGGGGUGCCGAAAAAUUUCAGAAAGGCGCUAGGUUUGAGAAUGCUCCGAACGAAGUGAAGGUUCAAAAUCUGUAUGGAUCUAUGGGACAAAGAUCCGCGGGUCUUGUUUGUAGGGAGAAAAUAUCCUUAAAAACCAGGUUUCCCGUCAAGUUGUGUCAAAUCAAACUCCUUCCUUUUCCGAGUAAAUCACUUGAUGUAAAUUUCUACCAGUAUCACCAUACGAACAAUUCUCACAAGACAGAACAAGGCCCGGAGAUAAAAAUUAUCGUCACAGAAGUUGUAGGCGAUGAGACGAGUCGAACAAUAUACGAAGGGUUGAGAAUGUCUACUAACUUGGCACCAAUCCCUUUGGAUUACAUUUUCUCGGCAGACCCUAAUUCCAAACUACAACUUGUGGUGUCGGUUAGUUCUAAAUGUAGGGCCUGUGGUGUUGCUACGGCCCCGUUCUACCAGACCGUUGUCAAGGAAGCAGGUCUAUCGAAAUACACCCCGAGACGAAUUAUGGUGUCCAAUGAGGCCGCAGAUAUGAUUCUUCAAGGUCACAGCGUUAUCGAUACAAUGACCUUCAUGAAAGAGUGACAAAAAACGCAUGCCUUAUGGCUAAUAAAAAUGCUAUCGUUAAUGUGAAAAAAAAAACCUUUUACAUUAACAGCUUGUCAAAGCUUCUUUUUUUUUUAAAGUGUUUCUUCGAAACUUUCUUGCUGCUUUAUAGUCUAAAAAUAUUUC
This is a messenger RNA of Saccostrea cuccullata (small rock oyster), 1675 nucleotides long. RefSeq names its product BTB/POZ domain-containing protein 6-B-like. The record is from RefSeq and is a predicted model, not a curated record. Lineage: Eukaryota; Metazoa; Mollusca; Bivalvia; Ostreida; Ostreidae. Gene Ontology annotation, biological process: neurogenesis. Gene Ontology annotation, molecular function: protein binding. Gene Ontology annotation, cellular component: cytosol. The coding region runs from base 110 to 1528 and encodes 472 amino acids. The transcript has 2 exons.